Heterocephalus glaber (naked mole-rat) is the source of this 2194-nucleotide messenger RNA. It is a transcript of the gene Ddx53, whose product is annotated as DEAD-box helicase 53. Gene Ontology annotation, molecular function: ATP binding; RNA binding. The record is from RefSeq and is a predicted model, not a curated record. NCBI's taxonomy places the organism in Eukaryota, Metazoa, Chordata, Mammalia, Rodentia, Bathyergidae.
UGGCCUUGCAGUCAAUUGGUUUAGCGCCUAAGGAAAGAGGCCGCAGAUGUAUCAUCCUCACAACCAUAUGUAGGCAAGAGUGCCGUGCCAACAUUGCUACUACUGGGCAGUGUCAGGGGCCCCAGAGAAGACGAGGUCGGAGACUAAUCCAAGAGACAAAGUGAGUUUAGAGGAAGAAGGGGAUGGCGGUAGCAGAGGCCGAGGCCGGGGCCGGGACCGGGGCCGGGACCAAGGCCGGGGCAGAGGUAGCAAUAUCUGGGGCCUAGCACAGUAGACUCCCGCGGACUACCACUCUGCUUUAGCUUGAAGACUACUAUGAUCGGUGCUGUAAUUGGCCGUGGUGGUUCAAAAAUAAAAGAUCUUCAGUGUUUGACAAAAACACUAAGAUACAAAUCAUAACUGGGGAUUCUGAAGCAGAAGUAAAAAUUUUUGGUACCGAUGAGAUGGAAACAAAGGCCAAAGCAGCCCCAGAAGCUCUUGUUAAAAAACAAGCAAAGUCCAAGUCAGAAUCCAAUGUUGAUAAUGCCACAUCCCAAUCCUCUGCUGAUAGUGCUGCAUCUCAAAGCCCUGUAGAUAAUGCUGCAUCUCAGUCCUAGGCUGGAACAAAUUUCAGCACAAGUAAUACUGUUAAAAGAGUUCAGCCACUGAUAGACUGGGAUCAGAUCCAGGCAGCGACUAUGGAGUGGGAACAAAGAAUAUGGGAAGAUUUACUUCCAAUUAAGAAAAAUCUUUACAUAGAAUCCAAAGAUACAAGCUUAAUGUCUGCAGAUGAAGUAGAAAAGUGGAGAAAGGAAAAUUUCAAUGUAAUCUGUGAUGAUCUGAGAAAAGGUGACAAACGUCCAAUCCCUAAUCCAACUUGUAAAUUUGAGGAUGUCUUCCAGGAGGAGUAUUCUGAACUGAUAGAAAAUUUAACCAAGGCAGGUCUCCAAAAGCCAACACCAAUUCAGUCACAAGCAUGGCCAAUUAUUCUACAAGGAAUAGAUCUUAUAGGAGUUGUGCAAACUGGAACAGGCAAGACAUUGUCCUAUUUAAUGCCUGGUUUUACUCACCUCGUUUCUCAACCAAUAACUAGAGAGGAAAGGAAUGGACCUGGCAUGCUAAUCUUUACUCCAACUAGCGAAUUAGCUCUUCAGGUGAAAAGUGAAUGUUCUAAGUACUCAUAUAAAGAUCUUAGAAGUGUUUGUGUAUAUGGUGGUAGAAAUAGACAGGAACAAAUACAAGAUGUGACCAAAGGUGUAGAUAUCAUUAUUGCCACUCCUGGAAGACUAAAUGAUCUGCAAAUGAAUAACUUUGUCAGCCUAAGAAACAUAACCUUCGUAGUCAUAGAUGAUGCAGACAGAAUGUUGGAUCUGGGGUUCAAACCCCAGAUAAAGAAAAUCCUAUCAGAUAUAUGUCCAGACCAUCAAACUGUCAUGACAAGUGUGACUUGACCAGAUGCUGUCUGUCAACUUUCCCAAUCUUAUUUGAAAGAACCUGUGAUCGUUUAUUUUGGUACUCUGGAUCUAGUUGCUGGAAAUACAGUGAAGCAAAAUAUAAUCAUUACCACAGAAGACAAAAAACGAGCUCAUAUUCAAGAAUUCUUAAAUAACAUGGCACCUGAAGACAAAGCCAUCGUGUUUCUUAGCAGAAAACUUGGUGACGACAUAACAAGUGAUUUAGGCAUCCAGGGCAUACCAGUACAAUUAUUGCAUGGUGAUAGAGAGCAGGAAGAACAGGAACAGGCAUUAGAAGAAUUUAAAACUGGAGAUGUGAAAAUUAUGAUUGCAACUGAUUUAGCAUCCUGAGGUCUCAAUGUUGAUGAUGUCACACAUGUUUAUAAUUAUGAUUUCCCACGGAACAUUGAAGAAUACAUACACAGAGUAGGACGUACUGGAAGAGCAGGGAAGAGUGGCACAUCGAUAAAUCUCAUUAUUAAAAAUGAUUCGAAGAUUGCCAAUGAACUGAUUAACAUUCUGAAGAGAACCAAUCAGAGUAUCCCAGAAGAACUUGUAAGCAUGGCAGAGGAAUAUAAAUUCCUUAACCAAAAAAGACAUACAAAAGAAAGAUCAAGUAAAUCUCAAGGAAAACCCAAGGAGUUUUAUUAAAGUUUAUGUUGAAAAGUUGUACCAAGAUACUGGAAGAUUAAAAGCAAGUUAAAGAUAGGUAAUACUGAAGAUACAUAGAAGUACUGGAAACAUUCUGCCAGGAAAUUGGA